CCGUAUGUGUUUCCUUGUUGUUUCAGUAUCGUGAGAAACAGGCUCCGUGUGACAUAUCGUGUUUUUCAGAUAUUUUAAACAACACUGUUAGCAUCAUGUCUUGUAAACUCAUCGUAGCGGCUGUUGUACUUCUGAGCGUCAGCUGUUUUGCCAAGCAGUCUCCCCCAAAGGUCCAAGUAUAUAGCCGUAACGUUGGAGAGUAUGGAAAGGAAAACGUGCUGAUCUGCCACACAAGUGGCUUUCAUCCUCCUGACAUCACCAUUAAACUCCUUAAAAAUGGUGUAGAGAUUCCUGGUGCCAGUCAGACAGACCUGGCCUUCGAGCAGGGUUGGGACUUCCAGCUGACAAAAUAUGUAAAAUUCACACCCCAGAGUGGAGAAACUUAUACCUGCAAAGUUGAACACUUGUCAGUCCCUAAGAUCUUCACAUGGGAGCCUGACAUGUGAAUUAACAGCAUAUAGAAGUGCCAUAAGAAGAAAAACCCUCUAUGCUGCAGAGAUUCUGCAAUAAUCCAAAUUCAAUUGUAUGCAUCUGCUUUAAUGACAUUGUGGUGUCAAUGUAAUUUCUUUCUUCAAUUUACUAAGACUUGAUGUUAAGAACAUUCACUUAUAUGCUUAAAGGUAUUGCGGAGGAUUUUUUUUUCUGGGUGGAUCAUCAAGACUAUUGGUCCAUCUAGUUGUCAAUCAGGAGUGUUGCGCAAUUGCAUUUUUUUAAAAAGUGGAGAAGGCGGUUCUUUUCUAAAAUUCAAGAAAAUCCUCCUCUACACCUUUAAGAAUCAUGAAUAAUGUCUAUACAAACAUAUAUUUUUAAACUCUUGGGGCGGUUUCACAGACAUGGCAUAGACCUAAUACCAGACUAAAAUGCAUGUUUAUGCUGCAUUAAUUUCAGAACACCUUGUUGUUUAUCUCAAGAUGCACACAGUACUGUUUUUUCUAAGGUUUGUUUGUAAAAACCACUUAAAAGUCCAAAUAUAACUAAGGCCUAGUCCUGUAUUAAACUAAACUCUGUCAGGGAAACCACCCCUUGUAGUUUUAUGACUAUAGACACAUUUAUUUUUGAUUGGUUGAUUAUGCUUAGUAAACUAAUCUAGUACUUACAUUGUUUAUUAACAAUAAUAGCUCUUAUUUUCUAUUUAAGACUCAAUGAAUUUGAAAUAUGAGUCAUUAAUAAAUAAUUACUUUAUAAUGUAUUGUACAAGCUAUCAAUAAAAAUAACUUGUUUUUUCCUUAA
Molecule: messenger RNA, 1230 nt
Organism: Paramisgurnus dabryanus
Lineage: Eukaryota; Metazoa; Chordata; Actinopteri; Cypriniformes; Cobitidae
Gene: b2ml
Product: beta-2-microglobulin, like
Source: RefSeq, a predicted model, not a curated record